AUGGAAAUAGACUCAGAAUGCCCCGCGGCAGCAGGAGGACGUAGAACUCCCGGCGUGCCUAGAAAGAACUACAUUUCCCAGCAAGCAGUCGGGCUCCAGGGCGGAAGUGGGUCCGGAUCCCGAGCUUCCCCGUUAUUCUUUAUUAGCGAGCUGCUGCAUGAAGGGAGGAAGAUGCUGCGGUUUGGGGGGUUGGGAGCCAGGCUCCUGGGGCGGAGCACCGAACGAUUCGCCACCUCCCGGAAAGGCUUUGCGGCUACGGCCCCUGUGAGUUCGUACGACGUCCGAAGGGUCGAGAUCACCCCUCUGGAGCAACGGAAGCUCACUUUCGACACCCACAACAUGGUGCGGGACCUGGAAGCUCACGGCUUCACGAAAGAACAGGCCCAAACCAUCGUGUCAGCAUUAAUGGCCCUGUCCGGCGUCAGCUUAGAUACCGUCUACAAGGACAUGGUCACUCAAGCGCAGCAGGAGAUCACUCUGCAGCAGAUCAUGGCUCACUUGGACUCCAUCCGGAAAGACAUGGUCAUCCUCGAGAAAAGUGAAUUUGCAAAUCUGAGAGCAGAAAAUGAGAAAAUGAAAAUAGAGUUGGAUCAAGUUAAGCAGCAACUCACGAACGAAACCAGCAGAAUACGAGCUGAUAACAAACUGGACAUAAACUUGGAAAGAAGCAGGGUGACGGACAUGUUCACAGACCAGGAGAAAAAACUCAUGGAAGCCACGACAGAGUUCCAUAAAAAAGAUUCAAGCACCAACAAAGCCGUAACGGAAGUCAGCAAUAAAAUUGAUGCUGAAAUCGCAGCCCUCAAAACGCUCAUGGAAUCAAACAAGCUCGAAACGAUACGUUAUUUGGCAGCCUCCGUCUUCGCUUGCCUCGCCAUCGCUCUGGGAUUUUAUCGAUUCUGGAAAUAAAAGAAACAAGUUGCAGGAACAAGGAUGUCAGGAGCCCUUCUCGAUCUCACCUUUCGCGCAUCCCGGAUUUGCCCUCCGGCAAACGCCUUCAGAGCCUUUUGUGUUGGUAUGGAUUUUUUCCAGCCACGGUACCGAACGGGGUGUUCUUGGCCAGCCUGACUGGACCAGCUGCACGUUCUGGGUCCAUUUUGCUAGGGUUUCUCACGUACUGGAGGACAGGAACUUAAACAGGAUUCCUCCACAAGGAGAAGGUUUCAGCCAUCAUCACAUAUUCCACAUACGUGCCUGGAUUCAUUUGGCUCUUUUCUCCUCCGGCAGCUUUCCUGACUCCUGUUGACCCCUCCCCCCCAAGUCAUGUUUAUGCCCUCAUCUGAGCGCUUUGCAGUUCAGCUGCAGCCCCGAUCCGAUGCCUCCCCCGCAGACGCUCACGCUUGACUCUUCUCUAAGCAUCAAACACCGUUGGAGGCCCGUGCUUCAUCCAGGUCAAGGCGGAGCGCGUUCAAAGGAGUUUCUUUUCUUUUUAAAAUUUUUAAACCCA
Molecule: messenger RNA, 1447 nt
Organism: Heteronotia binoei (common prickly gecko)
Lineage: Eukaryota; Metazoa; Chordata; Lepidosauria; Squamata; Gekkonidae
Gene: CCDC90B
Product: coiled-coil domain containing 90B
Exons: 10
Coding region: 1-909 (302 amino acids)
Cellular component (GO): mitochondrion
Source: RefSeq, a predicted model, not a curated record